Chionomys nivalis (European snow vole) is the source of this 661-nucleotide messenger RNA. RefSeq names its product piercer of microtubule wall 1 (gene Pierce1). Gene Ontology annotation, biological process: axoneme assembly. The coding region runs from base 14 to 424 and encodes 136 amino acids. Gene Ontology annotation, cellular component: axonemal microtubule. The record is from RefSeq and is a predicted model, not a curated record. Lineage: Eukaryota; Metazoa; Chordata; Mammalia; Rodentia; Cricetidae. The transcript is spliced from 3 exons.
CUGUGGAGGUUAAAUGUCUGAAGAAAACCCCCAAGAGUGCACGGAGCCGGUGGAGACAAAGGCUAAGCCCGCCCCAGAGAAGACGAGCGACUACUACAGAGUGAGCGAGCAGCUCCCAGUCAGGUUCAACAACCCGGGGUGGUUUCAUGGCUACAGGACCAACGAGGCCGUCUCCAUGUACAGGACCAGUAACCAGACCUAUGGGAGCAGAGCACCCACAGUGCAUGAGAUGCCGAAAGUGUAUUACCCAUCUUCAAAUAAGUUUUCCAGACAAGUUGCAGCUACGGGAAUGUUCCAGAGUAAUACUUUGAAUGUCGGCUUGGAGAAGAGCAUAGUGACGGGUCCUGACAAUUACAUUACUCACUGUGACCGCCUGAACUUUCACCCCAGCUACAAUGUCAACAGGCCAUCCAUCUGCGACUAAGGGAGCUGGAUGCCAGUCCCCGUGGAGGGUCUCCUGACUCAGUGUGGCUGUAGGGAGCAUUGCUGCCCCAUCCUUGACAAGGGCCCGGUCUACAGGCACGGAUCUCACAGCUUUCUCAGAAAAGACUUAUCCUUCCCGGAGGAGAGGAUACGCGAAUAGGGCCAUAAUGUCUUUCGCUCUGUAUUUUACACAGGGAAGAUGCUGAUGGCUGGGUUUUCUAUUAAAAAAGUUGUCACA